AUGGAAAAAGCUGAGGUAUCAGACCUGCACUCAGGCCCGAGCACCACAAUCUCACUAGGGGCUGAAGGACCUCAAGUACCGAAAACGAGACCCGCGACACCUACGGCUAUUGAACGAGUGGUUUCUCAUUUGACCAUGCGGUCAAUCGCGAAUCCUGGUCCACCUCCUGAUGGUGGCCUUCAAGCAUGGACUCAGGUCUUUUGCGCCUGGCUUGCUAUUCUGAAUACAUGGGGCUUUGUGAACUCUUUUGGAGCUUUUCAAACAUACUAUGCUUCUAUUCUUCCUCAGAGCAACUCCACUAUAUCCUGGAUUGGGAGUACCCAGGCUUGUCUUAUGUUCCUUCUUGGCACUUUUUCCGGUCGCGCUCUCGACGCUGGGUUGUUCCGUCCAACUAUUAUUAUUGGUAUCGCCUUCCAGCUAGUAGGCAUAUUUACGAUGAGCCUGGCGAAGAAUUACUGGCAACUCCUCCUUACUCAAGGGAUAUGCACUGGAAUCGGAGGAGGAAUCUUCUUUUGUCCAGUGAUGGGUCUGGUUUCGACAUAUUUCGCCAAGAGAAGAGGCAUGGCUAUUGGCAUCGUCACUUCUGGGAACUCCGCUGGAGGAAUCAUAUACCCAAUCGUAGUCCGCCAACUUCUCGAUAAAGUUGGAUUCGGAUGGACAGUUCGUGUUUUAGGAUUCAUUAACGUUGUUUCUUUGGCUGUCGUCAUUGCCUUCAUGAAGCCUCGACUUCCACCCCGAAGGACGGGACCGAUCAUAGAUACAAGUGCAUUCACGGACGUUCCAUACAUACUUCAUGUGCUCGGUACCUGUUUCCUAAUGCCCCCGGUUUAUUUCGCGUUCUACUACAUUGCAUCUUUCGCCCGUGACGAACUCCACAUGCCAUACGCGACCUCUCUCAACCUCGUCAUGAUCCUCAAUGGCAUCGGCAUUCCCGCGCGCGUCCUCCCAGGCUACAUCGCAGACCACUACAUCGGCGUGCUAAACACCUUCUCCUGCUGCCUGCUCCUCAGCAUCAUCAUGCUCUGGGCGUGGCUUGGCAUCCACUCCAUCGCGUCCUUCUACGCCUUCACCGCCAUAUACGGGCUUGCUGCCGCUGCGUUUCAAUCGCUCUUCCCUACAUCCAUUGCAGCACUGGGUAAUGAUAUUAUGAAGACGGGAACCAGACUUGGCAUGGCCUUUACAGUGAUUUCGUUUUCAGCAUUGGUAGGGGGCCCUAUUGCGGGUGCGCUGCUGAAGGCGGCUGGAGGAAGCUAUGUGUCCCCUAUUUGUUGGUCGGCGGCAAAUACAGUUGUGGGUAUGGCGUUAUGCUAG
Molecule: messenger RNA, 1311 nt
Organism: Lindgomyces ingoldianus
Lineage: Eukaryota; Fungi; Ascomycota; Dothideomycetes; Pleosporales; Lindgomycetaceae
Product: MFS general substrate transporter
Exons: 3
Coding region: 1-1311 (436 amino acids)
Biological process (GO): transmembrane transport
Cellular component (GO): fungal-type vacuole membrane
Molecular function (GO): transmembrane transporter activity
Source: RefSeq, a predicted model, not a curated record